Sphaerodactylus townsendi is the source of this 10480-nucleotide messenger RNA. RefSeq names its product notch receptor 1 (gene NOTCH1). Gene Ontology annotation, biological process: Notch signaling pathway; regulation of DNA-templated transcription; cell differentiation. The record is from RefSeq and is a predicted model, not a curated record. Gene Ontology annotation, molecular function: Notch binding; signaling receptor activity; calcium ion binding. NCBI's taxonomy places the organism in Eukaryota, Metazoa, Chordata, Lepidosauria, Squamata, Sphaerodactylidae. Gene Ontology annotation, cellular component: membrane.
GGGGAGGGGCUUCCCCGCAUUAAGAUGCAAAGCGGCGCGCCGCCCUCCCCAGACGCCCCGGCCCCAAGCGCGCGCCCGCCCAACUUUCUUUCCGGCCAGAAGUUCCUCUCGCGCUCGGCCGACGCCCGCCCAGGAGUCCCGCAGCGGAGCGUGCCGGCCGGCCGGUGGGCAGACGGGCCAGCCCAGCACCUGAACAGCCCUGCCCGGCCCGCGGGCCAAGGAAGCCGGGCGCCUCGACGGUCCCGCCAGCCAGCCAGCCAGCCAGCCAGCCAGCCGUCCGGCGGAAGGGGCGCGCGCGGCACCGCCUUCAGAGCCCCCCACCGGGCCGGUCGAGCGAGUGGGGCGCCUGGGAGCGCAGCCAUGCCCCGCCGCGUCUCUGCCCCCCUCCUGCUCCCGCUGCUGCUGCUGCUGCUGCUGCUGCCGGGGCUGAGCCGAGCUCUCCGAUGCACCCUGUCUUUUGAAUCCUGCUUGAAUGGAGGAAAGUGUGAAAUGUUUCCCAAUGGAACAGGGUUGUGCUUGUGCCCCAACAAUUUCAUCGGCAACCGCUGCCAGCUGCCAAACCCCUGCCUCAGCUCUCCCUGCAAGAAUGCUGGCAUCUGCCGUGCCGUUGUCCGCGAUAACACUGUGGACUACACUUGCACGUGCCGCCUGGGCUUCACUGACCGACUUUGCCUGACUCCUGAGGAGAACGUCUGCCUCAGCAGCCCCUGCCGCAAUGGAGGGACCUGUGAACUCCUCACGCUGACAGCUUACAAAUGCCGCUGCCCCCCAGGCUGGUCAGGUAAGACCUGCCAACAGGCAGAUCCGUGUGCCUCCAACCCCUGUGCCAAUGGUGGCCAGUGUGUGCCUUUCGAGUCAAGCUAUGUGUGCAAGUGUACACCAGGCUUCCAUGGAGCCAACUGCAAGGAAGAUAUCAAUGAAUGCAGCCGCACAACACCCAUCUGCAAGAAUGGUGGGACCUGCAUCAAUGAGAUCGGCUCCUUCCAGUGCCUCUGCAGGCAGGCAUAUACAGGCCAAAACUGCGAACACCUCUAUGUGCCUUGCGAUCCCUCCCCCUGCCAGAAUGGGGGCACCUGUCGCCAGACUGGGGACACCACCUACGAAUGCACCUGCCUUCCAGGUUUUACUGGCCAAAAUUGUGAGGAAAAUCUUGAUGAUUGCCCAGGAAACAGCUGCAAGAAUGGAGGCACCUGCGUGGACGGGGUGAACACCUACAACUGUCAGUGCUUGCCUGAAUGGACAGGCCAGUACUGCACUGAAGAUGUGGAUGAAUGCCAACUGAUGCCCAAUGCUUGCCAGAAUGGUGGCACCUGCCACAACACCCAUGGCGACUACAAUUGUGUUUGUGUCAAUGGCUGGACAGGAGAGGAUUGCAGUGAGAACAUCGAUGACUGUGCCAGCGCAGCCUGCUUCUCAGGGGCCACCUGUCACGAUCGUGUGGCUUCCUUCUACUGUGAAUGCCCACAUGGACGAACAGGUUUGUUGUGCCACCUUGAUGACGCUUGUAUCAGCAAUCCAUGUAACGAAGGGUCCAACUGCGACACAAACCCUGUCACUGGAAGGGCCAUCUGCACCUGCCCGUCAGGCUACAUGGGGCCUGCUUGCAACCAGGAUGUGGAUGAAUGUUCACUGGGGGCCAAUUUAGCCAGGCAUGCAGGGAAAUGCCUCAACACGGAGGGCUCCUUCCAGUGUCAGUUUACUUACUUAGAGGACUACUCCGGACCUCGGUGCGAGAAUUGGCGAUCAGUGAAGUUAUCUUCAAACCCGUGCCAGAGCAGUACCGCUGGUUUGGACCAGAUUGGAGUGUUCCACUGUAUUUGCAUGCCAGAUGUGCCAGCAGCGGCCUGUCCUCCGCUGGUUGGGAUCUGCGUUGGACAAAGAUCAACGAUUUUGGGUUUAGAGUUACCCCUAGGCUUUAGCGGCCACCUGUGCCAGCAUGACAUUGACGAGUGUGCCAGCACGCCCUGCAAGAACGGAGCCAAGUGUGUGGACGGCCCCAACUCCUAUGCCUGUGAAUGUGCAGAAGGUUUCGCUGGUCUCCACUGUGAAACAGACAUCGACGAAUGUGACCCAGACCCCUGCCACUACGGGGCCUGCCACGAUGGCAUUGCCACCUUCACGUGCCUCUGCCAGCCUGGUUAUACUGGCCACCGCUGUGAUAUCAACGUGAAUGAGUGCCAGAGCCAGCCUUGUAAGAACGGAGGGACUUGCCAGGACAGAAACAACGCUUACCAUUGUUUGUGCCUCAAAGGGACCACAGGGCCCAAUUGUGAAAUCAACCUGGACGACUGUGCCAGCAACCCUUGCGACUAUGGCAGAUGUCUAGACAAGAUCAACGGUUAUGAGUGCACCUGCGAACCAGGAUACACAGGGAUAAUGUGCAACGUCAACAUCGACGAAUGUGCCAGCAACCCUUGCCACAACGGUGGCACAUGCAAGGACAGCAUCAACGGGUUCAUUUGUCUCUGCCGGGAAGGCUUCCAUGAUGCCACGUGCCUGUCAGAAGUGAAUGAGUGCAACAGCAACCCCUGUAUCCACGGGAAGUGUAAUGAUGGGCUAAACGGCUACAAGUGUGACUGUGAUCCUGGCUGGAGUGGUACAAACUGUGACAUCAACAACAAUGAGUGUGAAUCCAACCCUUGCAUGAAUGGUGGCACCUGCAAAGAUAUGACCAGUGGCUACAUCUGCACCUGUCGAGAAGGAUUCAGUGGUCCCAACUGCCAAACCAAUAUCAAUGAAUGUGCUUCCAACCCUUGCCUGAAUCAAGGAACUUGCAUUGAUGAUGUUGCCGGUUAUCAGUGCAGCUGCCUGCUACCCUACACCGGGUCCACAUGCGAGAACGUUCUGGCUCCUUGCGCAGAUGCUCCCUGUAAGAAUGGUGGGGAAUGCAGAGAGUCCGAAGACUACAAGAGCUUCUCGUGUGCCUGUCCUGCAGGGUGGCAAGGACAAACUUGUGAGAUUGACAUUAAUGAAUGUGUGAAGAGCCCCUGCCUGAAUGGUGCUACAUGUCAGAACACAAACGGGAGCUUUCGCUGCAUCUGCCAGGCCGGGUUCAAAGGCCCCAGCUGUGAGACAGACAUCGACAAUUGCCAUCCCAACCCGUGCCACAACGGGGGCUCCUGCUCCGAUGGUGUCAACGCUUUCUUCUGCGACUGCCAGGCAGGAUUCCAGGGUCCCAAGUGUGAGGAGGACAUCAACGAGUGUGCCAGCAACCCCUGCAAGAACGGGGCCAACUGCACAGACUGUGUUGACAGCUACACCUGUACCUGUCCCUCUGGCUUCAGUGGAUUCCACUGUGAGAACAACACACCUGACUGCACAGAAAGCUCCUGCUUCAAUGGGGGAACGUGUGUGGAUGGAAUCAACACCUUCACUUGCCUGUGCCCACCUGGCUUCACUGGCAUCUACUGUGAGCAUGACAUCAAUGAGUGUGACUCCAAGCCUUGCCUGAACGGGGGCACCUGCCAGGACACCUAUGGGACCUACAAGUGCAGUUGCCCUCAGGGCUACAUGGGCCUCAAUUGCCAGAACCUGGUGCGCUGGUGUGACUCCUCCCCCUGCAGAAAUGGUGGGAACUGCCUGCAGAAAGGCACCCUGUACCGCUGCGCAUGCCCCAGGGGCUGGACGGGCCUGUACUGUGACGUCCCCAACGUCUCCUGCGAGGUGGCAGCCAAGCAGCAAGGCAUGGACGUAGCACACCUGUGCAGGAACUCAGGUCUGUGCGUGGAUACAGGCAACACACACUUCUGCCACUGCCAAGCCGGCUACACUGGCAGCUACUGCGAGGAGCAGGUGGACGAGUGCUCCCCGAGUCCAUGUCAGAACGGGGCCACCUGCACUGACUACCUUGGAGGCUACUCAUGUGAGUGUGUCCCUGGCUAUCACGGCAUUAAUUGCUCGGAGGAGGUCAACGAAUGCUUUUCUCAGCCCUGCCAAAAUGGAGGAACGUGCAUUGACCUUAUCAACACCUACAAAUGUUCUUGUCCUCGAGGAACUCAAGGGGUGCACUGUGAAAUCAACGUGGAUGAUUGCAGCCCCUUCUUUGAUGCCCACACCUUGGCGCCCAAGUGCUUCAACAAUGGGAAAUGUGUGGAUAAGGUCGGCAGCUACACCUGCAUUUGCUCACCGGGCUUUGUAGGAGAGCGCUGCGAGGGGGACGUGAACGAGUGCCUCUCCAACCCAUGUGACCAACGCGGGACCCAGAACUGCGUGCAGCGCAUCAACGACUACAUCUGCGAGUGCCGCCCGGGCUAUUUGGGACGGCACUGUGAGAGCGUGUUGGAUGGCUGUCGAAAUGAGCCCUGCAGUAACGGAGGGACGUGCGCAGUUGCCAGCAACACUCAGCACGGCUACAUUUGCAGAUGCCCCCCAGGCUUUGAAGGGGCUACUUGUGAAAAUGACUCACACAGCUGUGGGGCCCUCCGCUGCCUGAAUGGCGGCACCUGCGUGUCCCCCUCCAAGGGCUCCAAGUGCGCGUGUGCGCUGGGCUUCACGGGCCCUAUGUGCCAGUUCCCCCCCAACAGCCCUUGCCACUCGAGCCCCUGCUACAACGGGGGGACGUGUCAGUUUGCCAAAGAGCCACCCCAUUAUCGGUGCCAUUGCCCUGUCAACUUCAAUGGGCUCAACUGUCACAUCCUGGACUUUGACUUUCCUGGGGGCAAAGGUCAGGACAUCCCUCCCACCUCCUUCGAGGAGAAAUGUGAGAUCCCGGGGUGUGCCGGCCAAGCGGGCGACAAGUACUGCGACACCAAGUGCAACAACCACGCCUGCGGCUGGGACGGAGGGGACUGCUCACUCAACUUCAAUGACCCCUGGAAGAACUGCUCCCAGUCCCUCCAGUGCUGGAAGUACUUCAACGAUGGGAAGUGUGAUGCCCAGUGCAACAACACCGGCUGCCUCUACGACGGCUUUGACUGCCAGAAGGUGGAAGGACAGUGCAAUCCUCUGUAUGACCAGUACUGCAAGGACCAUUUCUCGGACGGCCACUGUGACCAGGGCUGCAACAAUGCGGAGUGUGAAUGGGAUGGCCUGGACUGUGCCAACAACAUGCCCGAGAAGCUGGCCGACGGCAUCCUGGUGGUGGUGGUUCUGACUACGCCGGAGAACCUGAAAAACAACUCCUUCAACUUCCUGCGGGAGCUGAGUCGCGUCCUGCACACCAAUGUGGUCUUCAAAAGGGAUGCCAAAGGGGAGUACAUGAUCUUCCCCUACUAUGGAAACCCGGAAGAGCUGAAGAAGCAUCACAUUAGACGGUCGGCGGAGAACUGGUUGGACGUGUCCAGUGCAGUCUUCCAAGUGAAGACCUCCCUCUACUCCAGGGUCACUCGAGAGUUGGACCAGCUGGACAUCUACGGCUCCAUUGUCCACUUGGAGAUUGACAACCGCCAGUGCAUCCAGUCCUCCUCUCAGUGUUUCCAAAGCACCACUGAUGUUGCUGCCUUCCUUGGUGCCCUGGCUUCUCUUGGCAACUUGGACAUCCCUUACAAAAUUGAGGCUGUUAAAAGUGAAAUUGCCGAUCCCCCGGGGAGUACUCCGUGGUAUCCCAUGUACGUGGUCGUGUCUGCUCUCGUUCUCCUGGUCAUCGUUGGCGUUGGAGUAUUAGCAUCUCGCAAGCGGCGAAGAGAGCAUGGACAGCUCUGGUUUCCCGAGGGCUUCAAAGUGACAGAGUCAAGCAAGAAGAAACGACGGGAACCCCUUGGGGAGGAUUCUGUGGGGCUGAAACCCUUGAAGCCCAUGUCUAAUGGAACUCUGAUGGACGACAACCAGAAUGAAUGGGGCGAUGAAGAGACAUUAGACACCAAGAAGUUCAGGGUGGAGGAGCAGGCUAUGCUGCCAGACAUGGAUGACCAUACAGACCACAGGCAGUGGACACAGCAGCAUUUGGAUGCAGCUGACCUGCGCAUUUCCUCCAUGGCUCCCACCCCUCCACAGGGUGAAAUCGAUGCCGAUUGCAUGGAUGUCAACGUUCGAGGACCAGAUGGAUUCACUCCUUUGAUGAUUGCCUCGUGCAGCGGAGGAGGGCUGGAAACCGGCAACAGCGAGGAGGAGGAAGAUGCCCCUGCGGUCAUUUCAGAUUUCAUUUACCAGGGGGCCAGCUUGCACAAUCAGACAGACCGCACAGGAGAGACGGCACUCCACCUGGCUGCCCGUUACUCCCGCUCGGAUGCUGCCAAGAGGCUUCUGGAAGCUAGUGCUGAUGCCAACAUCCAGGAUCACAUGGGCAAGACACCUCUCCAUGCUGCUGUGUCGGCAGAUGCUCAGGGCGUCUUCCAGAUUCUGAUACGGAACAGGGCCACCGACCUGGAUGCACGCAUGCAUGAUGGGACAACACCUUUGAUUUUGGCUGCCCGCCUGGCUGUAGAAGGCAUGCUAGAGGAUCUCAUCAGCUGCCAUGCAGACGUCAACGCGGUGGAUGAUCUAGGAAAGUCUGCUCUGCACUGGGCGGCAGCUGUGAAUAAUGUGGAAGCUGCAAUUGUGUUGCUGAAAAACGGGGCUAAUAAAGACAUGCAGAACAACAAGGAGGAGACCCCUCUUUUCCUUGCAGCCAGAGAAGGGAGCUACGAAACAGCCAAGGUUCUCCUGGAGCACUUUGCCAACCGGGACAUCACAGACCACAUGGAUCGCCUGCCGCGUGACAUUGCCCAGGAGCGCAUGCACCAUGAUAUUGUGCGCCUACUGGAUGAGUACAACCUAGUGCGGAGUCCACCUUUGCAUAAUGGGUCUCUGGGGGCUCCCACACUCUCUCCGCCCCUGUGCUCACCCAGCAGUUACAUUGGCAACUUGAAACCUGCUCUCCAGAGUAAGAAGGCCAGGAAGCCGAGCACCAAGGGCCUCAGCUGUAAUGGGAAAGAGUCCAAGGACAUCAAGGCCCGCAGGAAAAAGUCACAGGAUGGGAAAGGAUGCCUGCUCGACAGCUCCAGUGUCCUCUCACCAGUGGACUCCUUGGAGUCUCCCCAUGGGUACCUGUCAGACGUGGCCUCCCCUCCUUUAAUGACUUCACCCUUCCAGCCAUCUCCCUCCAUGCCCCUCAACCAUCUGCCUGGCAUGCCUGAUGCCCAUAUGACCAUGAACCACCUGAAUAUGGCAGGCAAGCAAGACGUGCCCAUGGGCACCAACCGAAUGCAGGCUUUUGACGCGGUGCCCCCACGCCUCUCCCACUUGGUCUCCAGCCCAAAUGCCAUUAUGAGCAGUGCGCCCUUAAGUUUCACCGUGAGUGGGGGUCCCAGCAUGAAUGGACAGUGUGAUUGGCUGAACAGGUUGCAGAACAGCAUGGUGCAGAACCAGUACAACCCCAUGCGCAGCGGCAUCCAGCAAGGGGCACACCAGCAGAACCAAGUGCUGCAGCACGGGCUGAUGACCGCCUUGCACAGCGGCCUGCCCAACACCACCUUGUCCCAGAUGAUGAGCUAUCAGGCCCUCCCCAACAGCCACCUCCCGGCCACCUCGCAGCCCCAUUUGCGGCAGGCUCAGCAGCUGCCACAGAUCCAGCCACAGCAAAACAUGCAGCAGCAGCAGCAGCAGCAGCCCCAAAGUGCCCCCUCAACUGCUAGCACCCACAUCAGCCAAAACUUCCUUGGGAACGAGCUGAGCCAGCCUGACAUGCAGCAAGUGACCGGUGGCGCUUUGGCAAUCCACCCCAUUCUGCCUCCAGACACCCAGAUCCUGGCCACUUCCCUGCCACCCGCCCUCACCCAGCCAAUGACAACCACCCAGUUUCUCACCCCACCUUCUCAACACAGUUACUCCUCCCCAUUGGACAACACUCCCAGUCACCAGCUGCAGGUGCCUGACCACCCUUUCUUGACACCUUCCCCGGAGUCGCCGGACCAGUGGUCAAGCUCGUCUCCUCACUCCAACCUAUCCGAUUGGUCAGAAGGCAUCUCGAGUCCUCCUACCAGUAUGCCAUCAUCACAAAUGGGACACAUCCCAGAAGCCUUCAAGUAAAGGGUGGAGGCUGGCAGGAGUGGAGGGUAAUCUCAGAAAUCUCCCAGCAAGAGCAACUUGGAGAGUUCUCUUCUGACAGAGAUGCUCAGAGUUGGACUGCAGCAAUCCUUUUUUAAAAAAAAAUAUUUUUACAUACAAAGUAAAAUGGAAUGUUUAAUUUUUUUUCUUUUUUAGUAUUUAUUUAUGUACUUAUUUUACAUGAAAACACUGCCUUUUUAUUUAUAUGUCCUGUUUUUGCUGGGCUCCAAGAAAUAUAACAUCUGUUAAUGUGUCUUAGAAUUUUUUCCCUCUUUUAAAACUUAUUGUAUCUAUUGUGUGUGUUUGUUGGGAAGGUUUUCUGCUAUAAAGCUAUAAGCAAAAGAUUAAUGUUCAUAAAAUGCCACUUAUUUAUUGAUCAGCGGAUGUUUUUAUUGUUUUUUUAAAUCCUGGAAAAGUCUGGGGUGGGGUAAAGAGGGAGAGUUGUUGCAAAUGUUACCUGUUUAAGAAAAACUGAUGAAUUUGAACUGUUUUAAUUUUUAAAAAGAAUUCACUGAAAACUUUUUGUAGGCUGAGGUUGGGAAUGUUUGGGUACCAGCUUUGCAUUAUUGUUGAAAGGUUUCAGUAUUACAGAGCUGUGUGUACAUUUUGUCUCCUUGCUAAUAGCACAUCUUGUUCUUUUAUUUAUUUUAAAAUGCUGCCUAUGAUCAAAAAAUCAGGAUCGCAGGUUCUAAGCUACAAAUGAAACCCAGGUGCUCCACCCCACCCCCUGCCAAAAGGACUUGUGCCCAAGCUUGUGGAAUAAGGAAACCAGAAAAAUUGUGGAUUAUUUUGUGCUGAAGAGGAACCUGGCUGGACUCUUGUUGUUUUUUAAAGGUGCUGCCUGAGAUAUCAUGUUAUUUUUAAAUGCUGUGACUUUUUCAAUGUGUUUUUGCGAACCACAUUCUUUUUAUGAAAGGAUCAGGAAAAUGCCAGUCGUAACAGCCAGAUCUCCACUGUAAGCCACAGGGGGUUGGAAGGUGCCCACUAUGGGAGGAUGAGGCUGAAACCUGCUCUGAUGACCUAACCCAUUAAGAGUCAACCCGUGUUGGGUGCUGUUUCAUGGCCGCAGUGUGGCAUGAGGGAACAUUACAGUCUGGCAAAGGGAGUAGGCCCUGUGUGGAGGGGCCAGCUGUGUUUUGGCCGUGUUCUAACUUCCUGUCAAACAGACAGUCUUCCUGCCCGCCCGCCCUCUCCCUCCCUCCCAUGGGUUCCAGUUGGCCUGUGGGCUUCUUCCUCCUGUGCACAGGGAAGUUGCCAGGCUAUGCCUGGGAAUGGGAGAGAUGGGAUCCAGCCUUGCUAAAUACAUUAUGACCAGUGGUGGGAUUCGGCAGGUCCGCACCACUUUGGCAGAACCGGUUGUUUAAAAUGGUGCUUGUGAACAGUUGUUAAAUUAUUUAAAUCCCACCACCGGAACCAGUUGUUAAAUUAUUUGAAUCCCACCACUGAUUAUGACAACUGGAUGUGAACAUUCAAACCAGAAUGACUUGGGACCAGGUAGCCUCAAGGGCUGUGGUUCAGAGAUAGCAAGGCCUUUGCAGCCUCUUGUGGCAGGGAGGAUAAAAGAGGGCCUGUCCAUCACUGCCAACUUCUCCCUUCCCCUUGGGCCCAAGUUCACUGCCCUAGGAAGAACAGCGUCCCAAGGGGCCAUCACAGCCAAACAGAAGGAGCGGAGUUCACGGUUUUUAGAUGUCAUCUUCUACAGGAAGACUCUUCGUAGUUUUCAAGAAUGGCAUGUUGUGUUAACUGUAGAGUUAUGCUCUUUUGGUGACCAGGUGAAUUUUGGGGCGGGGGGGAUUUUGUAAAAAAAAGAACUAUAUAUAUUUCGUAGAAGCCUAUGGCAAAGCUAAUGUUUUGUAAAUAAGGGUUUUUAAGAAAAACAAGCGUGGAUUUUGUUUCAAAAAUCUAAGUGAUUAUGUCUAAAGUAACCAUUGAGCUGGUUAGAGGUGUGGAAGAACUGCUAGAAGAGGUUGGGGCGGGGGGGGGGGGGCUUUGUGCCAAUGAGAAUGUGCAUUCCUUCAUAGCACUGGGGCUACUCCAGGAGAGUUUCUUGUGGAUUGGGGGUCUGAAGUUCCAAUUCCGUACGUCUUUGCUUCCAAAAAUGCCCCACCUAGACAUGCAGGAAACAGUCCCUGGAACCUGCAUUAAGGAAGCAAGCAAAGCAUCCUCGUUCAGGACUGUACAGACCGAUAUGGCUAAACUCUGUGGGAGGGGGGGUGGAUGCACAUCUUCCCCCUUUUUGCGGGGAGGGUCUCUCAAGCACCCACUUCUUAGGAAACACAGUGAAGUGCUACUGUCAGGGCAUCCCUAAAGCAAGCGAUAAUUAUACACUUUCUUGUAUUAAAUUGUUUAUGUUUUAUAAAAUAGAGUGUAGUUAUAAGUGGAGGUUGGUGAUGGCAAAAAGCAACCUGUAAUUAAAAAAAAUAUUUGCGCAAAACUGUAGUUUGCAAAAUGAUGUGUAUUUUUUGGUUAACUGAUUUGCAAUAAAUGAUGCUGGAGGGCAUCUAGAAUUUUACUAAAA